CGGAUGGUUUGCAGGUGAGCGGCAUCCAAUGAAGAGUGAGGUUGAGAGAGAUGGGGCAUGUAUGUGGCUGUAACACGAUGCAUCUCGGGAAUCUAAACUGGAGAUAGUUCCCGGAGCUGAGGUGUAGGAAGCUUCAGUGGGGGAGCCGUUGCUGCCAAGACCUGGCUGCAGUGGUUCGAUGCGCUAAAACCCUGGACCAAGCCCUUCGCCGUUGAGCUCAACCCCGGCAAUCAUUCACCAGCGCCCCUGUCACCGCAACAACCAAAACAUCGAAACUCCAUCUCGCAUCCUUCUCAAAACAAAGAGAAGAGAGCAAGCGCAUCGUCAUAUCGAGACCAGCAUGGGACAUCUUUACUCUGGGAUCAUAUCCUGAGGAUAUCCAUACCAUUUCCACCCCGUCCACGCCAGCCAUGUCCCUUGUUCCCUACCACGAGCGCGAAGGUCGCGAGAUUGUUCUCCGUCACCACAACGCCAUCGUCGUCCGCGACCCCACCUCGCAGCGUCUCGAGAUCCGCGGCCUCGAACUGACAAAAUGUCCCACCUGCCACCAAAGCCUGCGAACAUCAUCCCCCGAGAGGCGCUUUGAGCCCACGACGAGCCAUGAAACCUACGUCAAUCCCGAUUACUUUCGCAUGCUGCGCGCCGGCCAGUAUCGACGGAACCACACGCAGCCUCUCCCGCCACCGUCGAGUCCUAUCCGGCGGUUGGUCGAACCGUUUCCGGCCUCGGUGUCUGAUGAAGACGGGAGCGAGCUUGGACGGCAAGACGCCGAGUCUGUGAGGAGCUCACCGGCGCCUCACCAGGGCGGCGGCCGCAUUCGACGAGAGGCGUUCAGCCCGAAUUACUUUAAUACUUUCUUUAUCGAGGAGCGAGAGCUUGGCCGAGGUGGCAAGGGAGUUGUCUUGCUUGUGCGGCACGAGAUUGACGGCUGCUUUCUGGGAGAGUUUGCCUGCAAAAGGGUGCCAGUGGGAGAUGACCACGCCUGGCUUGAAAAGGUGUUGGUAGAGGUUGAGCUGCUUGCGAAGCUCUCCCAUCCCAACCUUGUCUCCUACCGGCACGUCUGGCUUGAGGAUUAUCAGACCAGCCAGUUUGCGCCUGUAGUUGCGUGCGCAUUCAUCCUGCAGCAAUACUGCAAUGGCGGCGAUCUGCUGCACUACGUCAUUGGCGACAUGCCGAGGGAGGCCACGAAGGAGCAGCUCAAGGCCCAGAUGCGCCGUCGCUCCAAGGGCCAGACAGAACGUCCCAAGAUGCAGCGUCGCUUGCCCCCUGAGGAGAUUUACUCGCUCUUCAAGGAUAUUACGUCCGGCUUGGCCUAUCUGCAUGCUGCAAACUACAUCCACCGCGACCUGAAACCUAGUAACUGUCUGCUGCAUCGCGAGGGGGCUCAUUUGGUUUGCCUGAUUAGCGACUUUGGGGAAGUCCAACCGGAAAAUGCGGUUCGUAAGUCGACCGGUUCGACGGGUACGAUCUCGUACUGCGCGCCGGAGGUUCUCAAAAAGGAUGUCACGGGGAGGUACGGAAACUUUACCACCAAGUCGGACAUCUUUUCGUUGGGGAUGAUUCUGUACUUCAUGUGCUUUGGCAGGUUGCCCUACCACUUUGCCAACGCGGUGAAUGAGGAGUUGGAGGAUAUCGACCAGCUCCGCGCCGAGAUUACGGACUGGAAGGGGUUUCACGAUGAGCGGAGAGAGCGGCCGGAUCUGCCGCACAAGCUGUAUCAGUUACUUCAGAAGCUUCUAGCGGUUAAUCCGCUCGAGCGGCCUACUGCUAGCGAGGUGCUUGGUGCGAUGAAGGGGGAGAUGCCGUUGGAUGGGGUGAACGGGAUGCGUGGGGGGAGGAACAACUCGGACGGGAUGGGGGGGCAUAGGAUUCAGAAUUUGGAGGAGCCGGGUCUGAUGAGGCCGGAGGGGACGAAGCAGGCGAGGGUGAAUUCUCUUACGGAGGAGGAUGAUUUUGCUGCUGUUUCGCAGACGACUUCGGCGGUUUCACUUUUGCAGAAGAGGAUGAUGAGGGCUCCGAGGCAUAGAGGGUCGGGCGGGGAGUUGACUUUGGGGGCCAGGAGGAGUGAUGAUGAUUCGCCGGAGGGGGAGGCGGCGGCGAGCAUUACCACGCCUUUGUUGAUGCCGCCGCCUACUACUGCGCUGGAGAGGGUGAGGAAUGGGGCUAUGCUAGCGCAGUGGAGGGUGAGGAGGUGGGGGGGGGAGAAUGAGGUUCUGCUGAGGGUGGGGGUGUUUGUGGGGAAGAUGGUGAGUCUGAGUUGGGUUUGUUGGCCUUACAGUUCUUCUGUGGUGGUGAUGGGGUUGUUGGUGGGGAUGGCGACGGUGGAUUUGGUUGGGCUUAGCCAGGGGAGGGGGGAUAGGGAGGGAGAUGGGGGUGGGGUUGUUGGGGGGGAGGGAGAGGGAGCCGAUGAUGGGGGUGGUAGUCCUGUUGUCAUUAGGGUUGGACCUGAUGGUAGUCCGAGGGUUGUACACCCGGUUGGUGGUGGUGUAAGGAACUCGGGCUGGAUGGUAGGAAGGAGGAGGAGUUGGGUGUUGCUCGGGGCGCACUUUAUUGUGUUAUGGGUUGCGUCCCGUGCUGCGGUCCUUUGUGCGGCGGCGGUGCCGAUUGUGAGGAGGGGUGAUGAGGAAUGGGAGGGUUGGUUGUGAUCGGAUCUUGAGGUAUCCGAACAUUGGGUCCACUUUAGUAUGAUGUUGAUGACAGACGAAAAGGCCAGAGAUCAGAAGCGGGCGGGAUAAGGUUUCGGAUUUACACCAGACGGGCUGGGACAUGGGAUGGCAUUAAUGUUAUAGAACGGGUAGGUGGGAAGGUAAUUAUCUUUUGAGCGAGUAAAUUUGAGUGCUCAAAAGGGAGUCAGUUGACCAGUUUCUUAGGAGUGCUUUUGGGUGGUUUCAAUAUCUUAGGGGGGGUGGGUGUAUACGAAGGGUUUGGUAUGGCGUUUAUCGGACACAAGUGGAUGGCUGACCUGGAUGAGCGCGGGCUGUAUGAAUGGAUGGCCCGUGGGGAUCUGCCUGGGUACCUAUGGUCAUCAUCGUCGCCCUAGCUCGAGGAGAACUGUCAAAUAGCAAUGUAUGCUAGUGAUGAUAGGUGUUCAUCGCUACUAGGUUAUCUACUGGCAACGCCUCGUUACAAAGUAAUAGUAGUUCUUGCACAGACGACUCCGUCAUGUCGGCACCUCGGGAGUCGGGAAGGGGUAUAAUGAGGAACUGUUACCAACCUACCCACCUGUCCGAUAUCCAUGGCACAGACGGUAUAGCAUUGAGGGGAAUGAAAGGGGUGGAGCAGCAGACGAGAGAAGUGAGGGGUAUGGUCAAGUUGUGUGUGUGUGUGUGUUUGUGUGUGACUAGGACCUGGCAUGUGGUUUGGUGAUGGUGUUGGGAGGAAAGUGGUGAGCCAUACAUACCUACUGCUGGCCGUGGAGGAUGACUAUGUUGAAUAAGGCGUGUUAUCAAAACCCUGGGUAGGUAUGAUUAGUCUGCUUUCGACUAUGGGGUCCUACGCCACGAAGUCAAAAGCAGAGGCAUGCCCACCUUGGCCCCCUCUUUCUUCACGACUUCGACUCUUGUCCACGACUUUCUUGAACCACUUGUCAGUUCCACUACCUCCCCGUGUCCGGCUUGUGCCCGCAUUGGCUCUUUGCGAGUGCGGCAGCAAAAAAAAAAAAAAAAAAAAAAAGUUUCCACAUUCCACGACUGCCACUUACCUCACCUGCUUUUUGCGGCUCAGUUACCGUGUCAUCAAGUCCGGAACUUGGAAAUAGAGACGACAGCAAAUCUUUGCUUACCUACCUUAUCAGAUAUCUUUAUCCCCACCUACCUACCUACGUAUAUACAAGUUGAUUUGUCCUGUUGUUUUGGCAGAUCACAGGACGCAAGUGUAAAAUACCUACUACUACCUGCCCUGGGAGAAUGUGCACCCUUAGAAUCAUCAUUCACCACCGCUGCGGGCAUAGGAUUACGAGUUUGUGUGAGAGCUGCGAAAAUGUCGAGUGUGGUGGUGUGAAUGGCAGGGUUGAAGAGGUUGUGUCGAAUAAAUACCCCUGUGCUGUGGGUGGGUGUCCUUAUUGGGGGAGGUUUGAUUAGCUUGGUGAGG
This is a messenger RNA of Podospora pseudopauciseta, 4089 nucleotides long. RefSeq names its product putative serine/threonine-protein kinase iks1 (gene IKS1). Gene Ontology annotation, molecular function: ATP binding; eukaryotic translation initiation factor 2alpha kinase activity. The record is from RefSeq and is a predicted model, not a curated record. Lineage: Eukaryota; Fungi; Ascomycota; Sordariomycetes; Sordariales; Podosporaceae. Gene Ontology annotation, cellular component: cytosol; cytoplasm; nucleus. The coding region runs from base 411 to 2645 and encodes 744 amino acids. The transcript is spliced from 3 exons. Gene Ontology annotation, biological process: protein phosphorylation.